GCUGGCGGGAAAGAGAGGCCGCGGUUGCCGUGGCGACGGACGAGCCUUGGGCCCGGAGCGAGGCCGCCGGUGAGUGUCGCCUGAGGGGCGGCUGGGCUGCCUCGUUCGCCGGCGGGAAGGGCGGUGGCUCCGGGGCUCUUCCGUUGCACCUGGUGGUUCUCCCCGGUGACGAGGACCGGAAAAGAUACAGGACGAAGGGUGAUGCUUGAGUGUAUAUCCCCCAGUUUCCUACAGAACAUAACAAAACAAUGAUGAAAUUGGUUUGUGGGGUUUUUUUACUGAAAACAGGAUAAUCACGAUCAAAUUCUGAGGCUCAGACAGCAUAAAAUGGUUCCAGCGAUAUUUUUGAGGACUAAAACUAAAGGGGGCCAAGUGAGCCACUGAAUGAGGGACUCCUAGAGCAGGUGUGGAGAACCUCUGGCCCUCCAGAUGUUACUGAACUACAACUCCCAUCAACCCUGGCCAUUGAGCAUGCAUGCUGGGGGUGAUGGGAAUUGUAGUUCAUUAGCAUCUGGAGGGCCAAAAAGUUCCUAGCACCUGUUGUAGAGCCUAGAUCCAGGUGACCUAUCUCACUGACUCAGCAAGGGCGCCUCAGACAGUGCCACUGAGCUUCCCUGGAAGAUACUGGCAUGCAAACAGCCUUUCAAGGAUCCCAAGAGGAGAAGUUUACAGCAAUCCUUCUGCAAUUCAUAGCAUGCACAGUUGAGAUCAUAACCAUUUCUAUUUAGAUAGAAUUACUGUAAAUCCCACUGGCUACAGUGGGCUUACUGUCGGGUAAGUAUGAAUAGGAUUGCAGCCUCAGUCUUGGAGUGGAUGUACAUAUAUAUUACUUACUGCAUUGCUGUGUUCAAAAUAAUAAUAUUUUGCUUUGUUCCAAUAGACCUUGAGGGGAAAAAUGACUGCUGGAUCCAUCUUAGUGCCUCAAAUUAUACCACUACGAUUGUCAACACCAGGCAAAGCUAAACAUGAAAUAGAUACAAAUACACUUAUAGAGAUCAAAUCAGGUAUUUGCUACAGCUCAGAAUGCAUGCUAUAUGUUUCAUUUUAUAUGUGCAACACACACACUGCUGGUCUUUCCAUUUCACUUCAUAAGUGAUUUCAUCUUGUAAAAAGGAAGACACUUUAAAACAGAGGUGGCGAACCUCUGGGCCAGAGAUGAAACACAGCCCUCCAGGCCUCUCUAAAUGGACUUUAGGGUACUACCAACACCACACUUCUCCCUAGAUCACUCUUCAUUCCAGCUCUGCCCCAAACCCUUCUGGGCGAGAGGGUUGCAUGUUCUUGAACUGUGAUAAUGCCUCUUGUUUGUCCUGGAUGGAGAGAGGUGUGCAUAGGAGUGUGAAUGUGUGAAUGAAUGAAUGAAUAAAUGAAUGUAGCCUGAUGUACAAAGGUAAGAAUCACACCUGUUGGCUCUUGUCCAACCCACUACAGGCAUUUUUAUCUGGGCCAGCAUAAAAACGGUGGUUAGAGGUACUGUUUUGGGGGGACAGGGCAGGUUGGUGUGGGGGACUCCCAGGUCCUGAAUGGGGAAACUGUGGCCCUGAAGGAGCAGGUGCGCAGCCUGGGAGUCAUUUUGGACUCACAGCUGUCCAUAGAGGUGCAGGUCAAUUCUGUGUCUAGGGCAGCUGUCUACAAGCUCCAUCUGGUACACAGGCUGAGACCCUAUCUGCCUGCAGACUGUCUCACCAGAGUGAGGCAUGCUCUGGUUAUCUCUUUGGACUACUGCAACGCCCUCUAUGUGGGGCUACCUUUGUAGGUUGCAACUUACAGUUACUAAUAUUUGGGAAAGCUUGCUUCCAGGCUGUACAAAUACUGUACAGUGGUACCUCAGGUUUCAUACGCUUCAGGUUACAUACGCUUCAGGUUACACACUCCGCUAACCCAGAAAUAGUGCUUCAGGUUAAGAACUUUGCUUCAGGAUAAGAACAGAAAUCGUGUUCCUGCGGCGCAGCGGCAGCAGGAGGCCCCAUUAGCUAAAUUGGUGCUUCAGGUUAAGAACAGUUUCAGGUUAAGAACGAACCUCCGGAACAAAUUAAGUACUUAACCCGAGGUACCACUGUAUAAAUUGCGGCUGAAUACUGUGUGCAUUUUUAUGUACAGAGAAAAAUGUAUUCAUGGUCCUUAAGGGGGGAGAUAGACAUCUGCUCGCAGGAAGUCUAUUCUUGUAAUUUAAAUUUGUGGGGGGUUUUUUUAAGGAAUAUUUUUAUAUAGAAAUUAUUGUUUGUGUGGAGAAGUGAUAACAUCCUUUUUUCAUCUUUCAGAUACCCCUGAUGUCACCAUAUAUUAUACUAUUGAUGGAAGUAAACCACAGCUCUUUAGGAAACUUAAUUACAGAGAUCAUAAUACUUUUAAGUAUAAUGGACCAAUCACAUUACCAGAUGGGAAAAUAACAAUUAAGGCACUGGCAGUUACAAAGUAAGUGUUAUCACUAUGUAAUCCAGCUUUUAAACAAAGGCAGAUUUCGAUUUGUGUGUGUGUGUGUGUGUGUGUGUGUGUGUGUUGAUGGGCAAUUUUUUUUUUGGUAUCAUCUUUGAUAUAUAAGAAAUAUAGGUGAAAUACUACUCUGUGUUAUCAUCUAAAGCUAAACUAGAUAUGACUAUAAUUGCAUUAACACCACUGAAGUAUACAUUUUUUUAAAUGUAAAUAGCAACCAAGGGGAAGCCUGAGCAGUCUAGGGGUAAAGGAAGUUUAACUUUUCUUUUCCACUGUCUCAACACAAAGCCCCUCUCAAAAGCUGGUAUUUACAUUUUAAAGCAGUUCUUCGCUGACACUGUAACACUGCCUGCCCUUUUAGAAAUUUUGUGGCCCAAAGACUCCCUUGCUUGAAGUCUGGAUAGGCAAAUACCAAGUAUCACUCCUGCGCGAUAUACAAUAGUGUUUUCUCUUUGGUUAAGAAGAGCCCAAGACAAGAUUCCUCCAACUCACACCUCUUCCCUAUCUAGACAAAGGAAUUAUUUCCCCAAGCACAAAUCUCUGAAGGUUUUCUGCCUCGUGCUGCUCCAGGUCUCCACUCCAUUAGCUAGUUCUCCUGCCUUCUAUUUUAUCCUCACAACAGCCCUCUGGUUAGGCUGAGCGAUAGUGACUGGCCCAAAGUCUCCCCAGACCUAGUCCAACACUGUGAUGCUGAAGGUUUACUGGUCACGGUAGGUCACUCUAAUGUUUAUCUCCCAUGAGGUUGCUCCAGCAAUACACGCCCAAGAUUUGGGCAAACAGGGAACCAGGAGAAGUUGGGCUGGCUCUUCCUCCCCAUAGUGACUGGAGAAAGUCUGUAAGUUUCCCCAUCUCCAGAGUAAGAGACUAAAGUACUAGUGAAAGGUUGGGGUCAUAAGUUGCACUUGAGGGUGCCAUCCACAAGGUGGAAUUAUACAGAGGCUUUGUGACCGUGCCAAAUGCAAAGAGCAGCUUCAGCAAAUAGAUUUCUGUUAGGACCAUGAUACAGAUCAAAAGGGACACGGGUGGCGCUGUGGGUAAAACCUCAGUGCCUAGGACUUGCCGAUCGUAUGGUCGGCAGUUCGAAUCCCCGCGGCAGGGUGAGCUCCCGUCAUUUGGUCCCAGCUCCUGCCCACCUAGCAGUUCGAAAGCACCCUUAAGUGCAAGUAGAUAAAUAGGUACCGCUUUAUUGCGGGAAGGUAAACGGUGUUUCCGUGUGCUGCGCUGGUGCUGGCUCGCCAGAGCAGCUUCGUCACGCUAGCCACGUGACCCGGAAGUGUCUCCGGACAGCGCUGGCCCCCGGCCUCUUAAGUGAGAUGGGUGCACAACCCUAGAGUCGGACACGACUGGCCUGUACGGGCAGGGGUACCUUUACCUUUACCUUACAGAUCAAAAGAGGUAAAAUUUCAUGAGAUUGAAGCAUAGAAUCACAGAACUGUAGAAUUGUACAGCUGGAAGGGACCCUGAGAAUCGUCUAGUCCAGGCACCCCCAACCCUCAGCCCUCCUGAUGUUUUGGCCUACAACUCCCAUGAUCCCUAGAUAACAGGCCCAGUGGUCAGGGAUUAUGGGAAUUGUAGACAAAACAUCUGGAGGGCCAAAGGUUGGGGAUGCCUGGUCUAGUCCAGCCUCCAUCAAUGCGAGAAUAUAUAUCUCCAUGUGGAAAUUUCUACUGUUGUUUCUGUUACGUAUUGGUUGGAUGUUAUUUUGUGUUAUUGUUUAUUUUAUGGAUUGGUUUUGGUUUAGUUUAACUUUGAUUAUUGUUACCUGCAUUGAGGAGUCUCUUUGAGGACUUAAAGGCAAGAUAUAAUUUUUUUAAAAUAUUAAGUAAUAAAGUUGAAACACAUUUAAUCCUUAUUUACCUAUUCUUUUCCUACUAUGUUAGAACACAGACAACAUGAGACCCGCAAAGCCAAAUUCUUAUACAUUUACCAGAGGCAGCAAAAAGAAGAGAAUCCCUUAUAUGAGACACAAAUUAUGAGGCCUGAUCUAGAGUUUCUUGAUUCUUAACUUACAGAGACGGCAGAGAGAGUACCGUUGUAACAAAAGUAUUUAUAGUAGAAUAUGUAACUCCCAACGUACAUGUACCUGAUGAAGAUGAGAAUGAGAAUUUCCUGGAAGAUCUCAUCAGUCAGGCAAGUUAUAAAAAUGUUAAAUCUACUGAAAAGUGUUAUGAAUCAUUAAUGCUGUUAAAUAUGUAGGUCUUGCAGCAUAAUAGGUCUUGUUGCUGGAGAGAUCUAUGAGGAGUGUUUCAGAAAACAUUGAGGUACUGGAAACAAAAAGUAGAAUUCAACGUCACACUAACACAGUUGUUCCAUCAGCAUGACCAUUUUUGUUUGCCAAAUGGAACAACCUCCCCUUUCCUUCUCUCAAGUUCUGUUCUGGGGGUUCUCCUGACCCUCCAGAGUGGAUUUGUGGGAGAAGAGAGAGAGAAAGCCCCAUUGUACCAGCAGGAGUUCUUCCAUUGGCUUCCACUAGUGCACUGGGUUAGUUGGAUCUAACUCAAAGUAACUCAGGUUUAUACAGGGGAAGCAUCUAUUUAAGUAAGUCAUCAGAACCCUCAUGGAGCAAGUUCAUGGUCAAAUAAGGCUUCUUCCAUUCCUGCUGCAACUUAGGGAACAACAGUGGCUUAAUAAUCCAUGUUCUUCCUGUCUGCCUGGGGUGUCACAAAAAGUGGAGAGAUAUUGAGCAUCUGCAGAAGUUAUUCCCUCCACCCCCAACCCCUAUUCAUGCAUACCUGGUGGUCUCCAUUCAUAUUGGAGGGGUCACAAGUUGUGCAAGCCUGUUAUAAUGUACAAAGGGAGAUAGGUAAAAGGUGAAGGAUCUCUGGAGGGUUAAUUCCAGUCAAAAGUGACUGGGGUGUGGCGCGCUCAUCUUGCUUCAGGCCGAGGGAGCCAGCGUUGUCCACAGACAGCUUUCUGACGAGUACCAGAGCGCACGGAAACGCCAUUUACCUUCCCGCCACAGCGGUACCUAUUUAUCUACUUGCACUGGUGUGCUUUCAAACUGUUAGGUUUGCAGAAGUUGGGACAGAGAAACGGGAGCUCACCUUGUUGCAGGGAUUCGAACCACCGACCUUCCAAUUGGCAAACCCAGGAGCCUCAGUGGUUUAGUCCACAGUGCCACCCGUGUCUCCCUACAAAGGACUAUAGAAAGCUGCCUUACAUUAAAUAAGAAUCAUUGGUUCAUUUAACUUAGUACUGUCAGCACCAACGGGCUCAUAUGGCCCUGGGUAUCAUAGAAUUGUAGAGAUGGAAGGGACCCCAAGGAUCAUGUAGUCCAUCCCCCUGCAAUGGAGGGAUCAACUAAUGGUUGAAGAUGUGGUGGAAAGGGGGAGAAAGGAUUUUAGUAAGACUUAGAAAAAUAAAUAGGAGAUACAAGAAGAGAGAGAAUUAUUGCCCCUUUUUGGACACCAAAGAAAUGGGCAAGGAGCCAUGGGAGAUAAUCAGCCAAGAGCUCAUAUGCUUCAGGAAUAGCAGGGGCCAGGAAAUGCAUAGAGAAAAGGGGAAACAAGACUCCAAAGAGAAUUUCUGGAUAAAAGGCUCCAAAGGGAAAAGAAAAGAAAAAAAGAAAUAUUCUGGCAUGCUGAAUGUAAACUAUACAUUUGUCUUGGCCUCUGGUUUAUCUCCAUCCCUAAUCAAAUUAUGGCUCUGAAAUAAAAAAUGGGUGGAAUCCUGAAAUGUCUCUGGAUUGUAGAGUGUACCUAGAUAAUACAAAGAUUAAGUGGAACAUUUCAUUCCAUGCAUGAGAUGUUGUAGCAAUUUAUGCCAACAGAUGCAGGGAUUAUGUUGUUUCUAGAUAGCAGUAGAGGCCAACAAUGUGUAGGGUGUCCACAGAUGCAGACAUAUCUUGUCACUUGCUGCCUUGCCCUAUUCAUAAUUCCCUCCUUCAUUCCUACCACAAGGCCUAUUACAAAAGCAUGCUGAUAAGAGUCCUUUCAGAAUGGCUAGAGCAUGUGUAACAGACCAAAAUAUGUAUAUGGGAUUAUAGAUCAAAAUCUUUGUUCUUAGGAGAUGGAAGAUGAAUUGUCUCAUUUGAAUCUAAGAAAGAAAGAAGCAAGUGCUGAAAGCAGAUUCCAUUUGCCUGAUGUAGCACUGGAAUUAAAAGGUACUGUAUGUUAAAUCCAGAAUUGAGAGGACUCCAAAAAGGUCACUGGUUCAAAGAAUUUAAACUGGUAGCACAUGAGCUUUAUGGAUAACUUCCUGAACCCAUUCUUUUCUGUACUCAAAGUUACUCCCUUGGAUAUUGCCACUUUAAUUUUGUAUCAAAAUGACCAGUGAAGUUGGCAGUGCUGUAAAUUUGACCUUGUGCAACUUUAUCACUCCAGUUGUCAGUAAGCUUUAGGCUACCAGUUUACCAUAUACAACUGAUUAGCAUACUUAUGCAAAGCAUACAACCGCCUCCUCUGUGUUUUGUAUUGCGUGCAAACGUGGUCCAUAUGGAAUAACACCUGUGGACCAGUUCUUUAUUAUACGCUUAGUACAAUUUUUGAACCAUUGAACAGACUAUCAAUAUAAUAAUAUAAAUAGGGAUUAAAACAACAAUAGUCUAAACUACAGGGCAGCAUCUAUAUGUUAUUAUUUCCAUGUAUGUAUUUUGGUAUAUGUGAAUUUGUCAUUGAUUUAACUCUUUUCUAAUUUAUUUCAUUCCAGAACAUGCUUUAGAUGCGUUUUACACAGUUAGUGAAGGUUAACAUUCUUUUGAAGUGUGAUAUUGAAAAAUAAUAAAAUGAAAUGUGUGUGUAAUUUUAGGCUUGUCAAAAGAAAAAUCAUUUGUGCCCUCACAAAUCAUUGGAACACAUCUGUUGAAAAAUUACUUGAAUACCUCAAGUGAUGGAGAAAAGUCUAAUUCUGCCACAUGGAUGCCUCGAUCUCAGGUAAUGAAAGUGGCUAGUUGGGUAAAAGGCAUGUUAAGUGUUUGCACUAGCUUGUAUAAAGAAGUAGUGUUAGAAAGGAUUUGCAGAUCUCGACUUUUUCUUAGUGGACACACAAAUUUGCCCCAACCAGGUCUCCAGUGUUUCCAUUGCCACCAGUGUCAGUUCUUGUCACCAUUGUCACUACUCCACUAGGAAUUAAUUUCCUAGUAUUUUCAUAGACAUGCUGAAACAGUAAAGUCUUGAGUGUGGUUGGCUGCUGUUGCCUUUUUCGUCCUGUUGCUAUGCAUGUGAAAUUUCUUUUUUUACUUUUAACCUGUGAUUCAUUCCACGGAUUUGACAGUUCUCACCUUUCAAGCUUUGAGGAUUAUUGUCCUGGUUUGGCAAGAAGAUGGGUACAAAUGUGUCUGUUAUUUUCCUACAGAUGGAAUUGUGCAACAAAUGCCAGACUAUGGUGCCCAGGAACUCACCAACAUGUAUCGUAUGUGAAGCUCUGAUAACUCCACGGCUGCAAGAACAAGGCAGCGUCCGCCAAAAGGUAGCUCAGAGUGGAUGUAAAAAUAAAAUAUUUCUGUAUAGAAACAGUUUCUUGGGGGGGGGAUUCCUGCUAUAGCAGUGAGAACAUAAUACCUGAUAUAUUCCUACAUUGCUUGACACUUACAUUUACUGAAAUGUGCUUGUUCUGUAAUCCAAAGGGCAAAGUAGUCUACUGUUUGUGCGGAGCAGGAAAUCCAAUUUGCAUUACGCAGUGUGUGGUCUGUGGGAUCCAAUUUCCAGAAGCACAAAUGGUAAGGAAAUUUCCGCACAAAAUAAUCACACACAAGCAAUCUGAGAGGCCCAGGACCACUUGACAAGUUUCUCAGUCAUCUGGUUCAAGUGAGAUGCCAUUAAAUAUUUUACAGAUUACUUGCUGUAUAAUUUGCAUAAUAGAAUGAAAGCCUUAGUAGCAAAAUCAGGUCUGCUGCAUAAAUAAGACUGCUAGAACACAGAACUGCAUUUCAUUUGGGUGCCUACAAAUCACUUUCUAGUGCAUUGUAUCCCUUAUCAGUAGCUCAAGGGAAGUCAAGCAGACAAUUGCACAAUCCUAUACACAUCUAAGUUCUACUGGGUUCAGUGGGGCUUUCUGCCUGAAAUGGCUGCUGUUGACCAGCAAAAUCCAAACAAGUAAGAAAGUGAGGAAACUCUGGCUGUUCAGAUAUCUGAAUCAGCCACUUGUAUAGCAAGGUUUGGAUAUUCUUUUUUGGAUUCAGGUAACUAAGUUUUCAGAGAAUGAGUGUUACGAUAGUGGGACCAGCAUGUAAUAAAGACUGAAGAGGAAUUUUCUAUGUGCCUUAGGCUGAAAAUGAAAAUGAGUCUACUUUAAAAUAAGCCAGUAUAUUGCACUUUGUUAUAGCCUAUAACUAAAAUAAAUAACAGUGAACAAAUAUAAGCCAUUUAUGAUGCACAUCUAUUUAGACUACAAUACUGAUGAGACAGUAUCUGCAGGAGGCACUCCUUCAUUUUGAACCCUCCAAAUGAUGAGUGUAAAUGUAUGUUCAGACCACUGGAUCAGAUAGAGAAUGUCAGAGUUCCUUCAGAAAACAUUUUAAUUUAUUUAGGGUAAAUAUAUUGAUGGGAUUUUUUGUGUGUAUCUGAUAAGCUGUGUCAGCCUUUUUACCUAUAAUACAACCUAUCUUUAACAGAGCAACAGCUUGCAGACCAGGCAGCAAUCAGUCAUUUCAUUGCCACCAUCAAUACCUAAUUUACUAGAGAAAAAAGAGCAAGGAACUCAAACCAUUGGCUUGUACUACCCAUCCAUCAGAUUUCUAGAGAAGAAAGAAAGUGAGCUCCUUUCUCAAAAGGAAAAAUCGAACGAGACAAAUUAUCACAAACCUCUGCUCACAGCCAUCAGUCCUGGAAGAGGUAAAAAGAUGCUAUUCAGAAUGAAUCCUUCAUGAAACAGCCCUUGGGGUUCUCCUGUCCCUAGACUCCUUUGCAGAUGAAGAACUUGAGUCAUUGUGCUUACAGCAACUUUCAGCUAUCCUUUUGUACUAGGUUCAGUUUUUUACGCAGGUUCUUAGAUUUUGAUGGAAUUUGCUGCCAAGGAGUGUGGUGGAGUCUCCUUCUUUGGAGGUCUUUAAGCAGAGGCUUGACAACCAUAUGUCAGGAGUGCUCUGAUGGUGUUUCCUGCUUGGCAGGGGGUUGGACUCGAUGGCCCUUGUGGUCUCUUCCAACUCUAUGAUUCUAUGAUUCUAUGAUGGUAUGUUCUGCUGUAUUUUUUAUAUGUGAUUGAUUUUGAUUGGGGGAUUUUAAUUAUCGUAUACUGCCCAAUUAACCAUACCCUCUGGGGGAUUCACAAUUUAUUGAUUUUUAAAGGUGAUUUGUUACCCACCUUGGAGAAAAUAUUUUUAAUGAAGGGAAAAUAAAUGUUUAAACAUAAAAUAAAUAACAAGGUUUUCAAUCUGGCUGCUUAGGGGAAGGAUGGAGAGAUGGGAGAUCUGGCCCAAUAAGUUCCUGGAAAAUGGAGACAGGAUUCCCUUCUCUGUUGUUUGUGUUCAUCAGGGCCAUUAUAUGCAGUCCCACUUUCAAUACUGUUUGCGCCUGCAAAAGUUUCAGGGCAGUCAUACGGCUUCAUUUCCAAUCAGUGCAUGCCUUCCUGCUGAAAUACAGUGGUGCCUCGCAAGACGAAAUUAAUUCAUUCCGCGAGUUUUUUCGUCUAGCGAAUUUUUCGUCUUGCGAAGCACGAAAUCCCAUAGGAAUGCAUUGAAAUUCAAUUAAUGCAUUCCUAUGGUCAAAAAAAGUCCAAACAAAGCCAAAUUUGGUACAACAAGAGUUUAUUAAUUGCUCUUUAAAGUCACACAUACUGUAAAGAGCAUUUCAAAAAUUGAAGGAACAAUAAAUUCAAAAAUUGAAGGAACAAUAAAAAUCAUAAAAAUUCAGAAAAAAACCACACAAGCUUCCAGAUUCUUGCAAACCCCUCCUCAACUGUUCCCCCAGCCACCCACCACACAGAAAUUCAAACCCAGAAUUUAAAAAAAAAAAACCAGCAGAGUGGCCCAAUGGUCACAAAAAAUCAUAAAAAUGCAGGAAAAAAACACACAAGCUUACAGAUUCUUGCAAACCCCUCCCCAACACCAAGUCCUUGAAUUCCAAACACCCCAACCCAAAAUCCAAAAACCCCCAAAAAAGUUUUAAAAGUUUAACUUACCAAAUGGCUGCAAAAGAAGUUUUGGAAAAGCGUCAAAAAUCACCAAAGUCUUCAAAAACCUCAAAAAAGGCUACCACACCGCGUGCUAUGAGUUGCUCCUCGAAGUCAAGUCGCAACUGCACCUCUUCAAGCAAUGCACCCUGUAUUACUGUAACGGUUUUAAGAAAAAGGAAACAAACUUGCAAGACGUUUUCGUCUUGCGAAGCAAGCCCAUAGGGAAAUUCGUCUUGCGAAGCAGCUCAAAAAACGCAAAACCCUUUCGUCUAGCGAGUUUUUCGUCUUGCGAGGCAUUCGUCUUGCGGGGCACCACUGUAUUGUUGUUUCUUUGUCUCAUUUUUGUUGCCCACCCACCCAAGCAAUAGUGUAAUAACAUUGGGGAAGCAUCGCAAAACAACUAAUAAAAUGAAAUGAUUUGUGGAUGGUCCAAUAUGGAUCCACCACUGUUGUGUAUAUGACAUGUUGUAGAAAUCACCUGCAAGAGCCACCAGUCUAGAAGGACCCUCUUUCUUGAGCUACUCUGUAACACCAGUGAUAUGUCCAGUCUAUUUUCCUUCAUUCAGGUUACUGGAGGAAGCAACUAGAUCAUGUUUGUGCACACCUCAGAAGCUACACGCAAAACAAUCCGGAGUUCAGGACUUUGAUUGGAGAGCCUCAAAUGGGGAAGGUAAGAGAAAGAAGGGACCUUUUAUGGCUCUAAUCUUUCUCCUGUGAUGCUGAUGCAUAAAGAGAAUUAGGGUAGUAAUUUAAGGCGAGAGGUGAGAUGACUCUUGGCUUUUUUUAAAUAAAUAGAGGCUUGUUGAGAAGAAGGGAGACAGUCCUUUUUCCAUGCAACUGGUGAGAGAAGUUGGUAUCUGGAUUUGUUUUAUAUCACUUUCUCAGUGGGAGUGAGGUCGAUGUUAGGAUGGAUAUCCUUUUCUCUGGUAAUAUUUUCUAUAGAUUUACAAAUUCCGUGAGUCUUCAGUUUUAUAAAUUAGCUGGCCAGUUUUAAGUCUGUUGCUGACUCAAGCAGUCUGCAUUAUGUAGUAUUCUUUUCAUCAGACUGAAGAGAGGCCAAACUGGAGGUGCAUAAGAUGCUUGAAGAGAGAGACCGUUUACAAAUGUUUAUACACUAAUGCUAGAAGCCUCCAAGCCUAGAUGGGACAUAAUGGAAACCUGAUGGAAUGGGAAGAAGCAGUGGGACACAGUUUUGUCUCUGGGUAUCCACUUCGUGGGAAGGACGUAUCGGAGGUGGUGUCUCUCUGUGUGUCAAAGAGAGCAUUGAGUCCAGCAAGCUAGAAAUCCCCAAAGAGGGAGACUCAUCCACAGAAUCACUGUGGGUGAUAAUACUGGGCCCCAAGAAUAUGUUAGUAUGUAUUGGGAGCAUGCUGUCAUCUCCCUGAUCAAAAUGAUCAGGGAGACUGAGAUGGAGAAGGUUAAUAAUCAAGCCAGUUGUAAGAGUUAAUGAUAAAAGGGUUGAUGAUAAUGGGGUCUCAGUGGUCCACUUGGCUGGGGUCAUGCCUGUUUUGGAUGGGAUCACACUCUCCAUUCUCCUGUGAGGGUUGGGUUUGCCAUUUGAACGUACUUCUGAGUCUGGCGUUGCUCCUGGUUGCCUUGGUUUUAGGUUUGGCUGAUUCAACAACUGCACUGCUACUGAAAGAUACACCCAAGAUACCUUGGUUUAACCAGAGGAUAUUACUGCACUGCACUCCACUUGGAGCUGUUUUUUAAAAUAGUUCGGGAACUUUGGCAGGUGCAAAAUGUUCCUGCUUGCCUCUUGGUGGGCUUGAGUCAGCAUAAUCAUAUAUUACCUAUUUUUGGCAACCAGUUUCUGCACCCAAUACAAGGUGCUGGUUUUGACCUUCCAAACCAAAAAUGACCAGGUCCUGAUAAGUUCUUUGAAGUACCUUUUUCUUCCCUGCCUGUCAGCCAUUUGAACCUCCACGUUAAAAAGAACUAGAGCCCUUCAUAUUCCAUCUUGUGUUGAGAUCACAGUAGCCUCUGUAAAAAACAGGGCCUUUUCCAUUACAGCUCUGAAAUUGUGGAAUACCUUUCUGCAGGUGGUGUUUUGGUCCCCUCCUUGGUAUCUUCUUGCCAGCUGGUCAAGACUCAUCUCAAAAUGCUUUGUACUGCUGAUUUAUUUUUCUUACUGCUAUUCCGAUUUUCUUUUCAACUAAGAUUUUAACUGGUUUUCUAUAUAACCUAGCUGUAUUGUACACUGAUUUGAAAAAUCUUUUUUGAAAGUAGUGUGUGUGUGUGUGUGUGUGUGUGUGUGUAAGGAUCAUAGCUAUUUUUCUUUUUAAAGGAAGAAAAUAAAACUUAAUCGCAUUUUUCCCUUCUAUAGCUUAUUUCUGCUACAGUCCACAAGGACAGCUAUCAAGUCAGUCUCCAGAUAAAUUAUGCACUUGCUAUAAAUAAGGUCAGUGUGGAAAUCAAAGCUGUUAAAGAUGGGAAGGUGCUAUAAUGAGAAUCAUUGGUAGUCGGGAGUCAGUAAAUCGCAACUUGGCUAAUCAAGGCUCAUUGCAGUUCUUUUAAACCAGUGGUAUUCCAAAUAUCUACCUUUUGGGAAAUCUUUCUUCACUGGGGAAUAUGUGUGCAGCUGCUUUAAAGCAUUUUACAUUAGGGGUGACCCUCCAGAGGUGGUUUUUAUCUAUCUAUCUAUCCAUCCUCGCACCUUUUUUGUAACUAUACAUUAGACAGGCUUAUUCCCUUUCCUUAGCUUUACACAUGUGCAGAAAUGAGGUCACAUUCUCAGAGAAAAAGCAUGCCUGUAUUAUCAGAGCUAGAUGACUGACUCUGGAGGAUCAGUGUCUACUUUCUAUCUAAUCUGAGGCUGAGUUUUUCCUACACAAACAUUCUUGACACAUUCUUAAUACAGGCUGGGUAAGCAGAUUCUCCUAACAAAUAUGCUUUCUAAUAUAUUGCCCAUCUGAUCUUCCUUUAUAUAUUCUUCCAAAAUAGCACUUUAUCCUUCCUGCUUAUAUUGCCACCAAAGAAGAGUCCGUGACCAGAAGGAGGAGGAGUAUCAGGAGGAAUGGAUGAAAUUCAAAGACUAUUUAGCUAAAUAUAUUAAGAUAAUUUAAACAGAAAUACUUGCAAACACCAGAUUGGCUUAGGAUUUAAAUAUGUGAUGUUAUAGAAUAAUAUGUUCAAAGUUAGAAUGAAAAGAAAGAAAUAUGUUAAUUGACUAAGUAAAUUUUAUGAGAAAUUUGUUUUGGAAAACUGUCACAAGGAUAUACAUUGAAACUCAGCCAGGAGGAUUCGAGGAAGUCUCCUAACAAUGUUAAUAAGAGUGGAAUAAUUACAGUUAGGAUUUAUGUUUGUUUGUUUGUCUAUAAAUUUUGGAAAAUCAAUAACAUCUUUGAAUAUAUAUAUGUAUCUAUAUAUAUAUAUCUCCACCAAAAUCAUAGUCUGUAUCCUGGAGUGGGGUAGGUCUAUAAUGGUUCGUACUUUUCAGGAUUGUUCCCAGAUUACUGUAUAAUCAGUAUAUGCACUUUCCCCAACAUUAGGCACUCUGCAUUACUAUUACUUCACUGAAUUUUUGUGGUCAAUCUAAGUGCCAUUAAUCCAUUAAAUUCCUGGAAGAAUUCUCCACUUAUCCCAUCUGGACAUUGGUCCUUUUUUAUUCCUUGGUCUUUUUCACUUAAAAUAGAACAUCUAAUCUAUAUCACUGUUGUCUUGUGGUCUUAGGGAUUCUACUGCUAUUCAUAUAACUUGUUUUACCUACUUUUUAUUUUUAUAGCUUCCAGUAACAACCCAUAUAUUGAUUGUUGUCGUGCUUGAAUUGAGAGUUUGAUUAAGGAUUAGUCCACACAGAUUAAUACGAACAGGUGUUGUACUUGUGGAUGCUCCUCAAAAGUUUGUUCAUUCUUCCCUUGCCCUUGCGCUGUGAAUAAAACAACCAGAGACUGGUUUGUCGUGUAGUCUGAACCUAGGCUCAUGGUUUGUUUCCUCAUAGCCAUGAGUGGGCUUGUAUUCUGUUUUCUUCCUUACACACGAUGAGUUGUAACCAAGAUUUGCUCUUGGCUUACCACUUUUGGUUUGUUCAAAGGAAACAAACCAUGAGCCCUGGUUGGAUAACUCAACAAGCCAAGACUGUUGAGGUGUGUUGCAGAACAUUGAGUGGGUGCACCAGCAUGGUGCUCAUUCAAAUUAAACCAUUGUUUGUCUUUAAACUGUUAUUUAAAUUUUUAUGCAACAUGCAAACUGCACCUAAGAUUAUUCCCAACACCUGCUGUAGCUACACAUCAUAGGGAAGGAUAAGCAGUGGUAUUCAGAUUGACUUUCAGAGAUGCUUAGCUGCCAUAACAGAUCUUCUCACCAAGAAAGUUUGCAAUACAGUUUACAACCACUGUGUUGAAUUAUAGCUUAUGUUGGUAUGGCAAAGGUUGUCAUAUAAUAUACUGUUUAUGCUUCUCCAGGAUAUUUUGACCAAUAAACCACUGGCAUUUGGCUAUCACGAACUGAGCCCCAGCAAAGCAGGAAGAGCUGGAUUAUAUGAAAGUCAAGCCGGUCUGGGUGAGCAUUCUGGUGUGAUUUGGUUCAAAUGCUAUCCUUGUUUUGUACAUUUUCAAACAGUGACUUGUACCCAGAAAAGUAUGUACCACUUAACACAUCUGAAAAUUAAACCUUAAAGUAGAUCCCAAGUGCAUGGUAUUCCCAAGGACCCUUCACUGCUUUCAGCACCUUUCCAUUCUGCAGAGCCAGGGACCUAUGAGGAUGGUCCAUCUUCAGAUGGGUUUCCAGAUGGCUCUGGGGGAUUUUCCAGCUAAUAUGUCUGGUGCUGCUGUCAAAGCCCUCCCCAACCUCUGGAACACCCACAAGGCUUGGACCAUUGACACAAUAUCCUCUGAGCGCCCUCUCCUGCUUUGUGGAGCCGAUUUGGCUUCCUGGUAUACUCCAGAGCUUAGGGUGAGGAAAGAAGCUGGGAGACAGCUCAAACGCAAGUGGAGAAAAACUCCAGUUGAAUGCAAUCAAACACUUGUGAGGGCUCAUCCUGGAGCCUACCUAGUGGCAGAGAAGGCAGCAAAGGUGGCUUACUUGGCUGCCUCCAUUGCAUCCUUGUUGUGCUCUCCAACAGAGCUUUUCCAGGUAGUGUGAGUCUGGCCCGAAGGAGGUGGUGGAACCAAUGGUAGCUCACUGUGACUUGUGACUUGUUUGCAAAGCAUUUUGAGGACAAAAUCGCUUGCAUCCACUGGGACCUUGACUCCGUUAUUACAGCAGAUGAGUCUCAAGGCAUGUCAAGAGGGCGGCAGCAGAACGGGCAUUUUUUGCAGUGGCUCCCUGCUUAUGGAACAAGGGAGGCUGGCCCAAUGCCUUCGUUGCAUAUCUUUAAGUGCCAGGCAAAAACAUUCAUCUUCUCCCAGGCCUUUGGCUAUCAGUUAUAGCAACUCAACACAAUGACCCCAUGGGGCUUUGCCUUGUAAUUCACCUGAUGCCUGAUGCUUCCAUCUCAGAUGCUGGUCUCUUUGAUAGUGGAAAUGUAGCCUGCUGCUAUAUGUCAGGCUGUGAGCUACAGACCGAGAGCCAAAAGAGGUGGCACACACACCUCUUGCCUAGGUUUCUUGGUGUGGAGGGGAAAGGCGCUUCCAUCAAGAGCUUCAGGUAUUCACUGACCUGAAAAAGAGAAUUUGAUCAGCAGCAAAGUCAGAAAGCCAUACAUCUUUAAAAAGAAGAAAAACGUACCAGGCAUCUCAGUGGAAAUACCGGAACAUAUUCUUGGGGGAGAAGACUGCAGGAUUAGUUAAGAAUAUUGCAAUAAAGAAAAAACUUUAGUAAAUAGCUCAUGCUGCUGUUAUGUGGGGCUCCUGUGUUAUUUUGCUAUACUAUGGACAUCACUUGAAUAUCAUUGUAGCGUUCUCUAUUUUAGCCCGAGAAGAGAGUAAAAGAGUGCCAAGCCCCAGCGAGAAAGUCAAAAGGAUGAUGAAAACAGGGACAUGUCUAGAAAAAGAAGACAAGCUCACUGUAUGUAUCUGCUCUUAGUAUGGCGGUUAACACCUCUGUAGGGAUGCUGCAACAUAAGCAGUGUUAGUACCAAGCUGGUUUUAAAAACGAAUCUUUUCUGGAAAGUACUAUUUGAGGUAGGAAAAGCACAGCAAAUAUUAUUACUUCCAUUGCCUUUUCCCUUCCUCCUACUUCUGCUCUGAGGAGGGCAUUUCCUUUUUUGUCUUGGUAGCCAGAGCAGUCCCACAGGGAGAGCAUGUAUGUGCAUGCCUGGUUAAGGCCACGCAGUAUAUCCCUGGCCUUGGCACCAAAGUGGGUGGGUGGCGGAAAUAUUGGACAAGAGCUAUUGGGUCACACUUCCAUCCUGUCACAGCUGGCCUGCCGUGCACUCAUUUCCAACCUCACUUUUGUUCAUGCAAACGGAACGGUUUAUACAAAUCCUUGGAAUUUGCAUACUUGACUUAGAGGGACGCGAGUGGCGCUGUGGAUUAAACCACAGAGCCUAGGACUUGCCGAUCAGAAGGUUGGCGGUUUGAAUCCCCGCCACAGGGUGAGCUCCCAUUGCUCGGUCCCUGCUCCUGCCAACCUAGCAGUUUGAAAGCACGUCAAAGUGCAAGUAGAUAAAUAGGUACCACUCCAGUGGGAAGGUAAACGGCGUUUCCGUGCGCUGCUCUGGUUCGCCAGAAGCGGCUUAGUCAUGCUGGCCACAUGACCCGGAAGCUGUACGCUGGCUCCCUCGGUCAAUAAAGCAAGAUGAGCGCUGCAACCCCAAAGUCAAUCAUGACUGGACCUAAUGGUCAGGGGUCCCUUUACCUUUACCUUUUUAUGGUCACUGGAGUCUCUGAGCAAGAGUACCAUGUGCCUUGGCCCUUUUCCUCACUGUUAUUGUGCCUGCAGAUGUUCCUUCUGAACAGGGCUUCCCUCAAGGUCAUAUGCACACUCUUGGCACCAUGGCUCUGGGGAAAGAUGCCUUCCAAAGCGAAACAAAUCUGUUCUGAAACUGGGGCCGAUGGCUCUCCAAUAUGUAGCAAAUGGUGAUUUUCAGUGGGAUGUCUCACCUCUCUGUUAGAAGCAAAGCUGAUUUGCUCCAAUGAGCUCAUCGUUUUCCUCUUGACUGAAAGGAGUUCCCGGGGAUGAUUGUGUGGUUGACUUAUGUCACAAUUCUCGCACCACAAACCCAUCCUGACGUCUAUUAUUCAGAACUGACCUUACCAGCAAGCAAUGUAUAGCUCCAUUCUGCAUGCCCUGUCACCUGACUUGGGGUUGAGAUCACCUUGAAGAGGGUUUAUAUACUGGUGGGGGGCAUGCAGUAACUACACCCUGAGCUCCCUUAUUCAGUGGUUGGUCUGGCAGGUGGGGAGCAGUUUUUUUCCAUUGAUCUCUGUGGGAGGACAAUUACUUACAUUGGCCUUUGACAAGAUGAGACUUUGUGCCCUCAGGGAUGGAGUAACUGAUGGAGCUUAGGAUGUGGCAUGCACCAGCCAUGCCCACCACCCAUCCGUGGCAUGUUGCUUUCCGCCAUUGUUUGGUCAGUGUGGUAUUCUUUGAAAUAGAGCAUUUCUGCCAGUAGCCCAGGGUGGUGGUGUAGGCAGGCACCUCUUGCACAUGGAACACCCUCUCCAGGAGCUGAAUGACACACCUGCAGGUUACUACUGCCACUCAGCAGGCAGCUUCCUGGCUGUAGGAUUGCAUCUCCAUUGCCUAGAAAUGGCUGUUUUUAACAAACAUAUAUGCAGGCUGCAUACCAUUGAGUUUGUUUUUAUAUAGAUCAUUCUAUAUUAGCUGUUUUGUUUCUGCAUUUUUCUAGACUGAAUCUAGGCAGUUGCUGAAGGAAGUGGGUCCAAAAGGCGAAGGGCGACCUUUCGUAGUAGAACAACUGAUUGACGAGGCAAGUUUCAGUAGCGUGGCAUUCUGAAGCAUUCUGUUCAGCUAUUAGGAAUACAUUGGUUUCUUUUCUUUAAUAAUAUUUUCCCAAAAGAAAAUCAAACUAUCCAAUAGAUGUAUACCAUAAAGGUACCUAGAUUGUUGAUACAUAGUUCUUUAUGCUACUCACUUAACAGGUAUAAGCUUGAAUAGGUGAUCCACUUAGAGUUCUUCCUCUGUAGGUACAAGUUUCCCUGGCAUAUGUUAGUCAAGCAGUUCAGACAAAUUACAGUAUUUGCAUGUGGUAAAGGGGAUGUGGGAUGAGAGCUGGUGAGCUCGGCCUUGUUCCUCUCCCCGCUUCCUGCGUGUGAAUCGUCAGCAAGUCCUGCUUUUAUAGCCACCACUUAUUAUGCACAAUCCUCUUUUCCUCCAGUUUAGUAAACGUGUGGAUAUGUGAACCACAUUGCCAGGAUUCAGCCAUCAAAAACAGUGUCUGGGCAGAAAUUGCUUAAAUGUCCGGAAAUCCCUGUUGGAAGCGUAGAUUUUGCGAAUUUCCUUAAAAGUAGCUCAAAAAGUUCUCUCUCUUUUUUCUUUUUUUUUUUGAGAUCUUGCAAAAAAAAAGGUCAACAACUUUUUAAAAAUAUGGCAACCCUAGUAUAUAUAUUCUAACAGUUGUAAUUUUACUUAACAUUAACCAGAUCUUCCUGUAAUUCAAAUACCAUUUGAGCAAUGUGUAAUGUGCAGUACUUUAAAAGAGGGAAGGAAGGGAGGUAUGUUUGAUUCUCUCCUUUUCCCACACACUCCAGGGGGCUGACCCCAACUGCACCAACAGCGAGGACCAACCUGCUUUAACGCUGGCUGUGCUGAGCAGGCAUCAUGAAGUUAUUCCCAUUCUCGUGCAGAAAGGUGCCAACGUGGACCAUCAGUCAAGACCGUACGUCAGCCUUCUGCAUUCUGAUUAACUGGUCUGAUUGUUUAUGUUUAUUUGGAAAUGGAAGCUGUUAACAUACAGAAUGAACUCGAAUACUUUUUAGCGGGAAGAAACUCCAAUGACAAUCCUUCUUGUUACAUAUUUUUACAUGGCUGUUUAUUUGUAUAUAUUUUAAAUUUUUAUAUAUGGAUGUUUUAUGGUGGCCUAUAUUUGUAAUACCUGAUAAAGGUUUGGUGAAGUAACUCUGAAUACUAGGGGGAAAUCUAAAUGGCAUUUUUACAUGCCUAUAUAGUUCACACGGCUUGCACUGCUGCCUGAAGCAGUCAACAGGUUGUUUGAAAUAUGCCAUGCCAAUGUGCAGCUGUUCUCCCAAUGCACAGUUGUCCUCCCCCACCCCUUUUUAAACAUUUAAUCUUACAUGGAAAUGUGUAUUUUGUAUGAAAGCUGCACAGUCACACUGAACGCUGCAGAUGGGACACAGAACGAUCAAAAUGUCAGUUCCAAGCCAUCUGACCAGGGGGGAAAUGAACUUCUCUGGUAUGCAGUCAUAUUGCAUAUUGGUUUUUGUUCUUAUUUUGUGUGUUUAUACAUUGUUAUUAUGAUGUUGUUGUGAACUCAGAUGAAGUGUGGUAUACAAAUUUAACUAAUAAAUAAUAAUAAGUGCCUGUAGUUAAUUAAAAGCAGGUUCCCAUUUUAUAUGUUAUGAUUUAAAGGUGGGUUCUUACGGCUACUUGUCAUUUGUGAUGGCUGGAAGCAAGCCGGCCUCCCAGUUUCUUACGCCUUGUCCCCUUUCCUCGCUCUCCUUUUACACAGGCUUAACAAUACAGCUCUACAUGAAGCAGUCUUGCUUGGAUUGGAAGGAUGGGAAUGCAUGGAUGCAUUGCUAGGGUAAGUACGGAGAAACCUUGGCUUAGAAAGGGGUGCUGAGUGCAUCCAGCACCUACUUCUUCUCAGGAUAAGUAGAGAGUUGACAUAGUAUCAUUGGAUUAAGGGACCCUGCGAUGUUAGUUCCCCCUGCAAUGUUAGUUCUAGUAACUCAGCCCCGUUCUUCUAACAGAUACAUCAUUAUAAAAUAAAUUUUAACUGCUUGUCCACAGCCCACCCACACUGAGGCCAUGUUAUUGUGAUACACUACAGCUGCAGGUUUACAUCUUCUCUGACAAUGGUAGCAGGAGUAGUGGGAUUGAGUGGCACAGCAGUCUGGGACCCCCGAGUUGGCGGUGGAUCCCAGUUGUGCCAUCUGCCUGCAUUGCAAGGAGAAGCUGAGCAGGGAAAAGUUCCAGAGACUAUGCCAAGAGCAGCCUUAAAGUACACCUUUAAAGAGCCAGUGUGGUGUAGUGGUUAAGAGCAGUGAAUUCAUAAUCUGGUGAACCGGGUUCAAUUCCCUGCUCCUCCAUAUGCAGCUGCUGGGUGACCCUGGGCUAUUCACACUUCUUUGAAGUCUCUCAGCCCCACUCACCUCACAGAGUGUUUGUUGUGGGGGAGGAAGGGAAAGGAGAUUGUUAGCCGCUUUGAGACUCCUUAGGGUAGUGAUAAAGCGGGAUAUCAAAUCCAAACUCUUCUUCUACACCUGCACAUACGGUAGUAGUUCCUCUUGCUUAGGUAAGAGGCAGAGGCAGAGAUGUCAGGCAUGAAAAAGGUGUCCAAACAGAGGAAAAGAGAAGCCCCGACUCACUCUCUUUUCACCCCAAGAAGUAGGAGCAGUUUGGGCAGGUGACUGGAGAGGAGGAAGUAUGGUCCAGGAAAUGAAAGUUUCCAGCACCCAGACCAGCCGCCCCCUCAAAUCUUGCUGCUCUGUGUCCAGUACCACCCAACACCAUUGAAUCAGUGCCCACAAACAAAACUACUGGUAGGAAACUAAUCCCUUUAAUUUUUUUCUCUCUAUCCCACCUCCCUAUUUAAAGGCACCUAGAAUGCAAGUGCUGGGCCAGUUUGUCUGAAAUUUGGAAGCAUGCAUGCUAUGGAUGCCACUUUAAUGUAUGUUGUUUUUAGACCAAUUGCACUCGAAAUACUAGUGAAGAUUAUUUUUUCCCUUUUGUUACCUACCCCACCCCCCAACUCUAAAAGUUGCCCAUGUGGGGAAAGCACUGCAGUUAUCCUUCUGAAAUUUGGCAGGAUUCAUCCCUUGGGGUGGGUCUAUGACAUGGGUGGGCAAACUAAGGCCCAGAGGCCAGAUGUGAUCCAAUCGCCUUCUAAAUCUGGCUCAUAGAUGGUCCGGGAAUCGGCGUGUUUUUUACAUGAGUAGAAUGUGUGCUUUUAUUUAAAAUGCAUAUCUAGGUUAUUUGUGGGACAUAGGAAUUCGUUCAUUAUUAUUGUUUUUCAAAAUACAGUCCGACCCCCCACAAGGUCUGACAGUGGACCGGCUCCCUGCUGAAAAAGUUUGCUGACCCCUGGUCUAUGAUACCUGCAGAUUUAAUGAAAUUCUUCCUAAAAAUAAAAAGACGCUUUUACUUUGUGCUGGAGAGCUUUUAAAGUUUAAUUUAAAAAACAAUCACGCCAACCCACACCCACAAAACCCCUUAGGGGAAACUCUGCCUGUUGUGAAAAGAAGUAUAACUAGUUUUGACUUCCCAGUGGCAAGAAGUGGGAGGGAACAAACCCUCAUUUUUCCUGAAGAGGAUGCUGCCAUGGACCAUGAGUCGAAUCAAUGGGCCUCGCUUCACACCAUGGCAUGUUGUUUUCUGAAACAGCAAAUGAGGCUCCAAAGUUAAUUUUGUUGCCCGGGAGCAACCCUAGUAUUAACACAUUUUUAUGUAGUUUUGUUAUAACUGCUGACAGCAGUAAGAGCUAUUGACAUUGUUUGAAACAAGAAUCGUGACUUCAUUUUCCUGGCACAACAAUCCAAGCCCUCCUUCCGGCAAGCGAGAGAAAGGCAGUUGCAUUGGGUAGAGGUAUCCCUGAUAAAAGGUCUUUUUUUCACAGAUGUAAUGCAAACAUUAAGAAGAAGAAUUCCAGAGGGCUGUCAGCCUGUGAUUUGGCACUGAAGAGUGGCAUUGACAAAAUAGUUUCAUUGUUUGCUAGAAAGCUAGGAAAGAGGAUGUUAGACAAAACUUCCACAACACAGGCAGAGUCCCCCUAAUGGCUCAGGGCCGCAAUACCUCAAGGACCACCUCUCCCCAUAUGAACCGAACAGGACCCUGUGAUCAUCAUCUCCAGCCCUUCUUUAUGUGCCCCCUCCACAAGAGGUCCAGAGGGCGGCAACAUUAGAAUGGGCCUUUUCUAUGGCAGCUUCGUUUGUGGAAUGCUCUCCCCAGGGAGAUUCACCUGGUUCCUUCAUUGCAUAUAUUUAGGCACCAGGCAAAACCUUCCCUUUAUAACCAGGCCUUUGGUCUUGUGUAACUAUCUGUGGCCUUUUAGAAUCGGGCAGGAUGCUUUUAAUGUAUCCCCCCCCCAUUGCUUUUAAUGUAUCAAUGUGCCGGGCGGGGGGGGGAUUGGUUGCAAGUCAUUUUGCCUUGCCUUUGGAAAAAUAAAGUUUCUAACAAAACACCACAAUAGACAAAAUCCCUAAGUAGCAUGGUUAAACCAACAAACCAUGACAUCAGACUGAGGUCACCUUGAACAUGUUUGAUGCCAGCAUGCCUUGCUCACCUGAACAUCAUCACACUUAUGGAUGACUGCAGGAGAUGUGAAUGGCCAAAGGCAGGCCUAACCUACUUACUUCCAGGAGGAAAUGCAAAUGAGAAUUAACACUGUACUAGACAAAUCCCUGAUAAUGGACUAUAUCAAUAUAAUAAUUGGAUACAUACCUGCAACAUAUCUGUUUAGCAUCAGUAGCAUGUAUGCUAAUUCUCUUUUUGAUACAAUAAAAUUGCAUUUGAUUUC
Podarcis lilfordi (Lilford's wall lizard) is the source of this 23023-nucleotide messenger RNA. NCBI's taxonomy places the organism in Eukaryota, Metazoa, Chordata, Lepidosauria, Squamata, Lacertidae. The record is from the annotation of a GenBank genome assembly.